Mustela lutreola (European mink) is the source of this 1209-nucleotide messenger RNA. RefSeq names its product ovo like zinc finger 3 (gene OVOL3). The transcript has 4 exons. The record is from RefSeq and is a predicted model, not a curated record. Gene Ontology annotation, molecular function: DNA-binding transcription factor activity, RNA polymerase II-specific; RNA polymerase II cis-regulatory region sequence-specific DNA binding. Gene Ontology annotation, cellular component: nucleus. The coding region runs from base 589 to 1158 and encodes 189 amino acids. Gene Ontology annotation, biological process: epidermal cell differentiation; regulation of transcription by RNA polymerase II. NCBI's taxonomy places the organism in Eukaryota, Metazoa, Chordata, Mammalia, Carnivora, Mustelidae.
CUGGGCAUCUGAAAAUCAGAGAGGUAGAGCUUCCUGUUGGAAGAUGCAUAGCCUACAUUCAGCCCCGUUGUCCUUCAUUCCUGCACCCUGCUGUCCCUCCGUUCCUCUGGAGCAAGCAAUCACAGCCACUCCUCACCCUCCCUUCCUCAGACAGCUGCUGUGAUUUGAAUAACCAAGCAGGCUGCUGGAUGUCUGGCUGGUAACUGAUUUGCCUGGCAAACAGAUCCUCAGGUCCUUGGCCCUGCUGCUACUGAGAAGACAGCCUCCCUGCACUUCCAGGAGCUGUCUAGGUUCCAGUCUUGCCCUUGCUUAAGGUUCUUGUGGGUCCUAGUGCUUAGCCACCCCUGGUGUCCGGCGAGUGUCCUCAGGAACCUGGUUUAGGAGAAGGGGGAGGAAUGGUGGUCCCAUGGCAGAGUAACUAGAGCCAGCUAUGUCAGCUCCCUGGGCUGGUCACAAAAUUUGCAUGGAGAGAAUAAGGCUCCGCAGGGCUCCCUCCUCCCUCUAGUCAUCCGGGGCUGAGGCUGAGGCGUGACUGCAGGUGGAAGAGGCAGUCAUCUGCGUGGGGCCAUAUCACCAUUCCUGGAGGUGAUGCCCCGUGCCUUCCUGGUCAGGAGUCGGCGUCCACAGCCACCCAACUGGGGCCACCUGCCUGAUAAGCUCCGGGGAGAUGCCUAUGUCCCAGACUGCAGCAACCAGCGGGGCCCACCAGCAGACCAGUCUUCUGGCCUCGGGGACUCUUGGGUAGCGCCCAUGCAGGACAGUCUGGCCUCCACUCCCAGGGGCCCGGGGACCCUGGGCUGCCCACUCUGCCCCAAGGCCUUCCCCCUGCAGCGCAUGCUGACUCGGCACCUCAAGUGCCACAGCCCUGCGCGCCGCCACGUGUGCCGCUGUUGUGGCAAGGGCUUUCAUGAUGCCUUCGACCUCAAGCGCCACAUGAGAACGCACACCGGUAUCCGGCCAUUCCGCUGUGGAGCUUGUGGGAAAGCAUUUACACAGCGCUGCUCCCUAGAAGCUCAUCUUGCCAAGGUGCACGGGCAGCCGGCCAGCUACGCUUACCGGGAGCGCCGGGAGAAGCUGCAUGUAUGUGAGGAUUGUGGCUUCACCUGCUCUAGGCCAGACGCGUACCUGCAGCACCGGGCCCUACAUCGUGCUGCUUGACAAUGUGCAUCUCACACAACCCACGAGGGGCAAAUAAACACAGGAAACGCA